UGUGUGUGUGUGUGUGUGUGUGUGUGUGUGUGUGUGUGUGUGUGUGUGUAAGAUAUUGAGAAAAGAUCACCAGUGAGUGCAGGGUAUUUAGGAGCAGAGAGGAAGGAUGAUGUGUUGACCUUUGGAAAGCAUCUUACCAAAAAAAACCUGGAGAACAUGGAAGCCAAAAAGGUCCUCCAUUUUGUGCCAUAUGAAGUUCCAACCACUUGGACGUCCAAGAAUGGACAUGUUUUCCAAGAAAUGGAGCUGCAAGGUGGGGAACAGGAGGAUUGUGGGCAAGAUUCACCCGUCACUCGCAAGGACCACAUCUAUGACAACCAGAUCCAGAUCAGUGUUUCAGAUCCUGAAUAUCCUGGGCUUGGGCUUUUGAAUACAACAAGAAAAUAUGUGAAGCCAAUGAACUUCCAGGAGGAAGUGCGCGCCCACAGGGACCUGGACAGCUUCCUGGCCCAGGCAAGCAUCCUUUUGGACGUGAAAGCUGCCACUCUGGACGAGGUCCUGAGGCGAAUGUUAACUCAUGUGGUGGAGGACGGCCAUGACAGCUAUGAUGUGGACAAGGUCAUGAACUCACUGUUCACGGACGCAGGAGGGAAGGAGCGUAAUGUUCACCUUCUGUCAGAAACCAUUCAGGGGGUGACUGCUACUUCCACUGGCGUAUGUUACCAGCAGUCCUGGCUUUGUGUUCUCUCCAAUGUGAGGAGCCUGCAGAGACGUCAUGUCUGCAUCGCCCGUCUGGAGAGGUCCCAGAACUGGGGAGGCAACUGCUGCGAGGCCCGCUAUGUCAUCCUCAUCCUGGCCCCUCCUCAAACGAAAAGCACCAAGACGGCCAUCGAACUCAGUAGAACAUUUGCCACAAUGUUCUCCGACAUCUCCUUCAGACAGAAGCUUUUGGAGGUCAAGACCCAGGAGGAGUUCAAACAGGAGCUGGUCUACCAGCGACAGCAGCUCUCCAUAGACACAGAGAAGCUGGUCGAAGAGGAAGUGGAGGACUCAGAUCCACGUAGGGGGAAACCACUUCAGUGCAAAGAAUUCUUUAAAGUCGGUAAAGGUGUUUAUGAUGACCUCCGUCGCAGACUCCCCCUCUACCCCUCAGACUUCACAGAUGGCAUAACUGGGAAGGACCGCUGUCUGCUGAAGUACACUACCACUGCUAUUUUCCUCUACAUCGCCAUUCUACUGCCUGCUAUUGCCUUUGGCUCAUUGAAUGACGAAAGCACAAGAGGAGAGAUAGAUGUUCAGAAGACUAUUGUUGGCCAGAGCAUUGGAGGAGUGAUCUAUUCUUUGUUUGCUGGCUCACCACUCGUCAUUCCACUGACCACUGCACCACUGGCCAUCUUCAUAAGCGUCAUCAGGGGCAUCUGUGACGACUACGAGCUCGACUUCGAUGCUUUCUACGCCUGCAUCGGUUUAUGGAACAGUCUAUUCCUCAUCCUCGGAGGCUUAUUCAAUGUCAGCCUGUUUAUGAAACUCUUUAAACGCUCGACAGAAGAAAUCAUUGCAUUGUUCAUCUCCAUAGCAUUUGUCGGGGAUGCUGUGAAAGGCACCAUCAAAAUGUUCUGGCACUUCUACCAUGGGCCCACACUGGCGACCACAAAUAGCACGUUGGUGCUUCAGCAGAUUAAUGAGAUUCUAGAGAAGAUGCAGAAUCAGACAGGAAACAUGACCGAACAUCAUAAUGAGACCGUGUCACUGAUGGGACACGCAGAAGGACAUGCGUCAAUCUUCCUGCCCGAGGCUCUGGUGUUGACAACACGGGAAAGGCCCAUCCUCUGUCUGCUGCUUAUGUUGGGGACUUUGUGGCUGGGUUACACCCUCUACAUCAUUAAGAGGAGCCCAUAUCUGAAUUACAAAAUCAGAGAGGUGGUGUCAGACUGCGCUUUGCCGAUCUCUGUGCUGAUAUUCUCCUUCAUUGGCUCCUACCUUUUCCUUGACAUACAGCUUCCUAUGUUAAGUGUCCACGACGGCCCUAUCUUCAACUUCCCUCAUUUUGAAAAGCUGUCAGGAAUGAACAUACUGAGUGCAGUCGGGCUGGGUUUCCUCCUCGCAUUGCUCAUCUUCAUCGAUCAGAACAUCGUCAUCUCACUCACACAUGUACCACAACACAAGUUGCUCAAAGGCACAGCGUUCCACUGGGACUUAAUGCUGACUGGCUUCAUCAACAUCCUCAUGUCCUGUCUGGGGUUGCCUUGGAUGCACGCUGCCUUCCCACAUUCCUCCCUGCACGCCCGUCAGCUGGCCAAAGUGGAACAGCACGUAGAGAACGGACACCUCUACACGACUAUUGUCAGUGUGAAGGAGACUCGUCUGACCUCGUUGGUAGCCAACAUCCUGAUUGGCCUGUCUGCGUUCAUGCUGCCCAUUCCUCUGCAGUGGAUCCCCAAGCCCGUCCUCUACGGCCUCUUCCUCUACAUCGCAGGUACUUCGCUUGAUGGGAACCAGAUGGUGGACCGCAUGGCCCUGCUGCUUAAGGAACAGACCUCCUAUCCUCCCACACACUACAUCCGCCGUGUGCCUCAGAGGAAGGUGCACUACUUCACAGCAGUGCAGAUGAUCCAGCUGAUCAUCCUGUGUGCUUUUGGGAUGUAUCCUCUGCCCUACAUGAAGAUGGUCUUCCCCCUUCUGAUGAUCUUGCUGGUCCCUGUCAGGACCAGCCUGCUUCCCCAAGUAAUCGACGCCAAGUAUCUGGAUAUCAUGGACGCUCAGCACAUGUAGAACAGAGCACACCAUAUGAAAGGAUUAGUUUUCUCUGGUAGGAAGGGAAACAGACUCAGAACUCAAGGAUUGUGUUAACAACUAAACAAAAUGCAUUUUGAGCUGGUGACUGGCUGAGUUAAUGUCAGGCAUCUUUGUAAUAUUUAAAACACGUUCAUCAUCAUUUAAUUUAAUUUAAGCAACAUGUUUUGCUGCUUGGUCUGUGUCCUACUUGGAUUAAAGUGUGAUGUGGAUGAGGGGAUUUCAGUGUUUUACCACCGAUCAAAAAUCCAGAAUCAUUUAACAAAGUGAGAAGGAAUUUCUCACACUUGAAAACAUGCAGAGUGAAGUAUUACCUCAUAAUGAUGACAUUUUAAUAACACUAAAGCCAGGUAUCACAAGAUCUGUGUUACAGUUGUUUAUAUGUGAAAACUGCUAUUUUAAUUAAGAUAAGACGUAACAUUAUGUUAGUAUAAAGGUAAUUUGUAAUUUUCUGUGCAUUGUAAUCAUUUUUUGUUACACAA
Messenger RNA from Perca flavescens (yellow perch), 3215 nucleotides. Its product is annotated as sodium bicarbonate transporter-like protein 11. Gene Ontology annotation, biological process: monoatomic ion homeostasis; monoatomic anion transport; transmembrane transport. The transcript is spliced from 20 exons. Gene Ontology annotation, cellular component: plasma membrane; basolateral plasma membrane. NCBI's taxonomy places the organism in Eukaryota, Metazoa, Chordata, Actinopteri, Perciformes, Percidae. The record is from RefSeq and is a predicted model, not a curated record. The coding region runs from base 157 to 2712 and encodes 851 amino acids. Gene Ontology annotation, molecular function: solute:inorganic anion antiporter activity.